This is a messenger RNA of Ostrinia nubilalis (European corn borer), 11237 nucleotides long. Its product is annotated as cubilin homolog. Gene Ontology annotation, molecular function: calcium ion binding. Bases 19 to 11229 code for a protein of 3736 amino acids. The record is from RefSeq and is a predicted model, not a curated record. NCBI's taxonomy places the organism in Eukaryota, Metazoa, Arthropoda, Insecta, Lepidoptera, Crambidae. The transcript has a single exon.
GCUUGCAGCACGCUCAUAAUGUCUAAAAUACUUAUACAGUGCUUAUUUUUAGUAGUGUGGUUUGUGAAUCUUGACUGCCAAAGUUUCCAAGAUAGACCGAAAAUCAUAACGUCAAAUGGCAAUAUCAUACUCGAACCAGCAUUAAACAAAAACAUAUACUUGCGCCUCAAUGGACCUAAAUCUGCAAUAUUUGCCAAAGAUGUCAACUUACUGGAUAUUUCUAGAAACAGUGAACCUUCCCAAAUAUCUUCGACUAAUGUUGAUACAUAUAUCAAUGGAAUAAGUGACAUUCAUCGCCGAUUAGACAUUCUAGAAAAACAAAGCUCCGGGCUCCCACAAAGUUUGUGGUUCAACGAAACUUUACUAACGAGAAGAGUAAAUAGGCUACACACUCGAGUUAUAGCACUAGCAAGUCAAAUCAGGCGAAUAACAAGAGACGAUUGUCAAUUGAACCCGUGUAAAAAAGGUGGUACUUGUCUGAACUUGGCAGAUGGCUAUCAUUGUCUGUGCCCAUCGAACUGGGAAGGCCAGGACUGCGACGUCGACGUAAACGAAUGCAGAAACUUUGCUGGGACAGACUUGGGCUGUCAAAAUGGAGCUACUUGCAUCAACAAACCUGGCACCUACCAAUGUCUUUGCAGCCCCGGUUGGUAUGGCUUGCAUUGUACAAGACGUGAAAACGACUGCUCUCAAGGAAAUUACGAAAUGUGUGGCUUCGGCACUUGCGUCACUACCAACAGUGGAAAGGGCUUCCAAUGCAUCUGUAACCAAGGCUGGGAAACUAACGGAACUGGUGUUGCUUGCUUGACGGACGUCAAUGAAUGUGAUGCUAGCCGAGGUCAUCGUUGUUCAGUGAACCCCAAAGUAGACUGUAUUAAUUUACCUGGAUCGUUUAGAUGCGGACAAUGCCCUGCAGGCUAUGAGGGAGAUGGAUUUACAUGUAGUGAUAUUAACGAGUGUUUGACGAUUCCAAACGGCGGCUGCAGUCCUCUAGUAACCUGCCACAAUACUAUCGGAUCCCGAAUCUGUGGCUCCUGUCCUCCUGGUUAUCAAGGUGACGGAAUAACUUGCACUUGGAGAGGAACUUGUAACAUUAACCAUGGUGGAUGUCACCCAUCGGCGCAGUGCGUGGAGAAUAUGGCAAUAGUGCAGUGUAUUUGCCCAUACGGCAUGGAAGGUGAUGGAAUAGGGUUACACGGCUGUUACAUUUCAACUGACGGGAAUACCACACAGCGCUGUGAAAAUAAUCCAUGCGGUGUUCAUGGUCGGUGCCAUCCACUUUUGACAGGCUAUACUUGCUUGUGCUACGAAGGAUACAGCGGUGCCCAUUGUGACGUCACUGCAGAUUACUGUGCUCACAAUCCCUGUGAAAACGGUGGAACGUGCAAACCAGACGUAAGUUCAACAGGUGGAUUUAGAUGCGAAUGUACAGCUCAGUUUACGGGUACCUUGUGCCAGAUCAAAAAGAGAACUUGUGGAGGAUACUUGGACGCUGAAGAAGGUAGUAUUGUAUAUCCCCUUACUAAUACUUCAUACGAUCAAAACGAAAGGUGUGCUUGGGUAAUACAUACUAAUCCUAACAAAGUUAUUAAUGUUACAUUUAGUAAAUUCCAUUUGGAAAAGGAACCCGAGUGCAUGUAUGAUUUUCUUCAAAUACAUGACGGCAGAACAUCAUCUAGUCACCUCAUUGGAAGAUUUUGUGGUACUGAUUUUCCAAUGGGUGGUAACAUUGUAUCUAGUCAUAAUUAUUUAUAUUUUUGGUUUCGUUCUGAUUCCACAGUUAAUGGGCCGGGAUUUUCAUUACAUUGGAAUAGUGUAGAACCCCUAUGUGGAGGAACGGUAAAUGCGAGUACUCAUGGUGUUAUAUCUUCUCCAGGGUCACCUGGAAAAUAUCCACCUAAUCGAGAUUGCUACUGGCAUUUGACCACAACAUUAGGCAAAAGAAUUGCUUUACAUUUUUUCACUUUAGACAUAGAAACUCAUCCCAAUUGUAGUUAUGAUUUUAUCGCAAUUUAUGACGGAGAACUUGUAACUGAUCCAUUAAUUAAUAAAUACUGCAACUCAACUCAACCUCAGCCAAUACAAUCAGCUAGUUCUGAAAUACUUAUUCACUUCCACUCUGAUUCAUAUGGAGCUGGCACUGGGUUUCAAAUAUCAUAUGCUCCCGUAGAAGGUAUUCCUGGUUGUGGAGGAUAUUUCACUCUUGAUAGAGGUGAAAUUGUUUCCCCAUCAUUUGAUGGUCAGUACUUAAAUAACCUGAGAUGUGAGUAUAGAAUAAAUACCGGUCCCGAUACUAAAAUUCGCCUAGAAUUCAAGUCCUUCAAUUUAGAACGUUCAAAUAGAUGCAAAUUUGACUAUCUCAAGAUUUACGACGGUCCUUCAACAGAAUCAAAACUUGUAGGUAAGUUUUGUGGUGCUACUUAUCCGAAGACGUUUGUAUCAUCAUCCAACAAUCUCUUUUUUAUCUUUAAGUCAGACCGCAAUGUAGCUUCAGAUGGUUUUAAGAUAACCUUUGAAACUUUUUGUCAGAUAACCAUAUUUGGAGACAGUGGUGUCAUUAAAUCACCAGGGUACCCUUUCAGCUAUCCAACAAACAAAAAGUGUGAAUAUAUUAUAGGCACAGUGCCUGGAAAAGCUAUACAACUAGCCUUUCAAGAUUUUGAUAUUGAGGACAAUAAUUAUUACAAUUGUCGAUAUGAUAAUGUUGAGAUAAGAGACGGUCCUGAUAUAAACUCAACUCUGUUAGGUAGAUUUUGCGGUGGUUCCGAACACAUGCCUCCAGUUCAAACAUCCACGCACAAUUACUUAAAUGUACGUUUUAAUUCUGAUAUGAGCAUUUCUGGAACAGGUUUCUAUGCUAAUUACACAACAAUUGACACAGAAUGCGGUGGAAUUUACAGAGAGCCUACUGGGCUCAUAAGUCACCCCUCUGCAGGCAGUUUAACGUAUAAAAAUGGUCAAUCUUGCUCUUGGAUGUUGAUAGCUCCUGAAGGAAUGCAUAUAAAGUUAGUUUGGAAUCAUUUUGAUAUUGAGAUUGGGAGGGAUUCAUGCAUGAACGAUUACUUAGAGCUUAUUGAGUUAGAUGCCAGUAAUCAGAACGAGUCUUUAGGUAGAUACUGUGGCUCUACGCCUCCUCCAUCUUUAUCUAUUUCUAGCAAUCGUUUACUGAUGAAAUUUGUGUCAGAUCAAAGUAUCCGGUUACGUGGAUUCUCAGUUUCUUACACGUUUUUGGAUGAAAGUACACACUGUGGCGGAAAUUAUGUAAAAUCUCACGGAAUUAUAUACUCUCCAGGGUGGCCGAAAAAGUAUGAACCCAACAAAGAUUGUAAGUGGUUUAUCAAAGCACCAGUUGGACAGCAAAUUUUGUUAAAUAUAACAGAUUUUGAAAUAGAGCGUCCUAUUCGGAACCAAUGUGAUUUUGGUGACUAUUUGGAAGUUCGUAAUGGUAUAACAAUGACAUCACCAUUAAUUGGCAAAUACUGCGGUAGUUUUAAAUCAAAAGUUAUCAAAUCCAUGACUAAUAGCUUAAGUCUUCAUUUUCACUCUGAUUUUUAUCUUACUGGAAAAGGAUUUAAAGUUGAAUGGAAGAGUACUGCUACUGGAUGCGGCGGAACAUUAACCAGUUCAAGUGGGUCUAUAACUUCUCCCAAUUAUCCUGAAAACUAUAAUGAAAAUGCAGAAUGUUUCUAUAGAAUUGUAACCAGCCAAGGAUCUCGAAUUAGGAUCAGUUUUACAGAAUUAGAUUUGGAAAGAACUGCCUUAUGCAGAGACGAUUAUGUGGAAAUUUUUGACGGCAGAGAUGAAACUUCUUCAAGUCUUGGAAGGCACUGUAUAAUGAGCAAUAAAGUAACUAACAUUCAAACAAAAUCGAAUGCUGCAUUUAUCAAAUUUAGAUCGGAUUAUUACAAUUCAGGAAAAGGUUUCUUAAUAAAUUACGAAACCAUUUGUCAAAAUAACAUCACUGGGAUGUAUGGAAUAAUAGAAAGCCCUGACUACCCUAGCCACUACCCUGAAAGACUGAACUGCCUUUGGACAAUAAGCGUACCACAAGGCAAUAAAAUAAACAUUACUUUCACUCACUUUGAUAUUUUCUAUCGUGCUUCGUACCAUCAUUAUUAUGGAACUUCGAUGCCGAGACGCAACAGAGGAAGUAACUGCAGAGAUGACUAUCUUCAAAUAAAAGAAUCUAAUGAAGUCGACUUUAAUGGAAAAUACUGUGGACAUAUUGCGCCUGUAUUACACACCACUAGCAGUAACUCCUUACAAAUAAAGUUUGUGACAGGAAGACCCUUUUUUCCUAAAACUGGCUUCAGAUUAGAGUGGGUAAAUUACGGUUGUGGUGGGAGACUUUUCAAGAAGUAUGGUUCUCUUAAUCUAGAAAAGGAUGAAAUUUCUGAGGGGCCUACUGAGUGCCAGUGGAUUAUAGAAGGGCCUUUAGGGACAAGAAUAAACAUUAACUUUGUUACGGUUUACAUGUCUGAAACUAACAAUUGUACAGUUGAUGCAAUAGAAGUAUAUAAUGGGCAAACUGUUGACUCACCGCUUGUGUCUAAGUUUUGUCAUCAACUAGAUGCGGGUCAUACCUUCCAAUCGAGUGCUAAUUUCAUGUUAAUUAAAUUUACAAAACGCUCUACCUUGAAAGACAUCCACUUCAAGUCUAGCUAUUACAAUUAUAAAACCACUUGCGGUGGUACGAUUCGGUCUCGGUCUGGGAUGAUAUACUCUCCAAAUUAUCCCAAUAACUACGAUAAUGAUAUUAACUGCGUUUGGACUAUUACUGUUCCUCCAAACCAUCGCAUAGAGUUGAAUUUCAUUUUUCUCGAUUUAUAUUCAAUAGAUUCCGAUGAGACUGCUUCUUGUCGUGACUCUAUUAAAGUUUAUGAUGCUUUACAUUUUGAAAAUACAAAUUACAGCCAAAUUAUCUGUCCUGGCACUCGCACGAAACAAAUUAUUUCUAAGGGCAAUACCCUAGCGUUACAGUUCACCACUGAUCACUACGGGACUGCUAAGGGUUUCAAAGCCAAUUUUACUGUUACCUGCGGUGCAACUUUAACCGCACACUCAGAAGGUGUGAUUUCAAACGAUAAGUACAUAAGUCAUUCUAACAGAAGUUGCAUAUGGACUAUAAUGGCACCAAGACCCGACCAGAAAGUAACAUUGACAAUCACACACAUGUCACUUCCAAAGAAAGUUGACUCUGUUGCCAAUAGAACAUGUCCAUCAACUUACUUGAGAAUUUUAGAUGGCAUUGAUGAAAACUCUCCUUUGUACAAUGAAUACUGUGGAAGUUACACGCCGACGGUAGUUAGUCACGGUAGCGCACUUACCAUUGAGCUAGGAACGUAUGGUGAUCAAAUCACAGGACAGUUUUCCGCGCAUUAUACUGUACUAGACAAUGCAUGUGGCGGCACCUUGACAUCUGAGGAGGGAGCCAUUUCAUCGCCUAACUACCCCAACCCAUAUCCACCUAACUCAGAUUGUGUGUGGAUUUUAGGCACAUCGCCAGGAAAUAGAGUAUUCAUGCUUUUCGAAGCUUUCGAAUUAGAUCUAUCGGAAGAUUGCAACCAAGACUAUGUAGAAGUUCGUGAAAAUAAUGGAGGAGGUCCUUUACGUGGUGUGUAUUGCGGAAAUGACAUACCUACCAAUACUACUACUGGAACAAAGUUGUAUAUUAAAUUCCACAGUGAUAACAUCGGAUCUAAUCGUGGUUUUAUUAUCAAAUACGGGUUUUUACAUGGCAAUGAUAUUACAGGAAAAGAAAGAGGACAACUAGCAUCGCCGUUAUACCCAUAUGAGUAUUCAGGUGCUGGUGAAUACACUUGGCGAAUAAUUGUUCCUGAAAAUAGCAUUUUAUUAACAAUUUCACGUUUGGAAAUACACACUCAAGGUAAUGUUUGUAGUAACAGAUUAGCUAUUUAUGACGGAUAUGAUGAAGAUGCACCACUUUUAGAAAAUCUUUGUGGAAUAUUAAGAGGCAAUGAGAAAUCUACUCGAACAACAUCUAAUGUAGUUUUUAUUAAAUUAAGCUUAGACGAGUCCAACACGGGUUCGUUGUUCCUUAUCGACUGGAGUAAAACCGAUAGCAAUGAACUUGAAGUCAAUACUGACAAAGAAAUUAAUUGUGGUUCAAAUGAAACUUUGUACGUUUUACCUGGUAGCUCAACUAAUUUCAAUUCACCGCAUUAUCCAGAAAAUUAUGAUGAUAACCUUAAUUGUGAAUGGAAAUUUGUAACACCACGUGGUCGACAUUUGAAACUUAAGUUUCCAUCCUUUUCGAUUGAAGAAAGAGAAAAUUGUUAUGCAGAUUCUGUUUCCAUUUAUUCAGCUAAUAGCCCUUCACAGUGGCAGCCUUUGAAACAAAAUAUCUGCCUUAGAGAAAACACCACUGACACUUUUAAUACAUCAAUGAACAAUUAUAUGAUGGUAAAAUUUGUGACGGAUGAAUCAGUUACCGCAAAAGGUUUCCAAGGUGUAGUUACUUCAGUUUGUGGUGGAUUGAUGACUGCAUCAUCUGGUCAUGUUGAGCCAAGCUAUCGAGACUGGAUGUCGGGUAGAGGUUUUACUUUGCAAUGUGACUGGAUAGUAAAAGUAAGACCUGGACGAGUCAUAAAAUGGCAGUUUUUAUCUUUCAACAUAACAAAUGAAAAUGACUGCACAACAAAUGUGAUUGUACGUAAUGGAGAAUCAUCUGAAUCACCAUUCGCAGGCAGUGGGAAAUAUUGUGGGUAUGAACAUGAAGACAGGAGCCUUUUCACAUCUACAAGUAACUCACUACAUAUUAGUUACAGAACAACCUCAAGACAGAGACAGUUUAAAUCUUUUGUUAUUUGGUACGAAGAGCAAAAUAUAGAAUGUGGAGGUACAUCUGAACUAAGCUCUGGCCAUAGUUGGGAAAUAAUAAAUUCACCCAAUUAUCCAUCAGUACCGACACCGUAUAUGGAAUGCUCGUGGGUAUUUAAAGGACCACCGGGAGAAAUUUUAAGAAUCGAUUUUGUGGACAGGUUUGAUAUAGACAGUAGAAAUAGUGACUGUUCUACAGAGUACGUGGAAGUGCGUGACGGAUCGUCCGCACUAUCGCCAUUGAAAGGUCGUUAUUGUAUUGAAAAGCCGGGCACUAUAAAAACAAGUAGUAACUUGAUGUAUAUCAAGUAUUCUACUCAAAUAUCUGAACCUAGAAAUGGAUUCAAGGCAAAUGUUUCUGUUGACGUUUGUGGCGGGACCAUAUUGGCAAACGCGGGGGAGUUGUCGUCGCCAAGUUAUCCUCAUAUGACGUCUUUGCCCGUCGGCACUGUCUGCGUGUGGGAGAUUAUUGGUAACCCUGCUUACACAUUUAUGCUGAAAGCUCAAGACAUAAACUUACCAGACCCUGAAUCACCUUGUGGUACCAAAAUCACAAUUGAAGAAACUAUUCCCAUGAACCAUACCGUAACACUUUUGCAAACAUAUUGUAGUGAUGUAAUUUUAGAUCGUUCUAAUACAGUGACAGAAACGUUAACAAAUAAAAUAACUAUAAAGCUUCAUAUUGGAAAAUCCAGUAGCUAUUCACAAGUUUCCACACUCCGUGGUUUCCGAUUUACUUUCAAUUCGUCAGUACCCAUAUGCGGCGGUUCUAUUACUACACCGCAAGGUUUUUUGACGACACCAGGUUACCCUAGAGACACAACGCUACGAUACUGUCAUUGGCGAAUAAUGGUACCCGAUAAAAGCCGAAGAGUAACUCUAGAGUUAAUCGAUUUCGACAGAAACGCACAGAGAAUUGGAAUUUACAACGAUCUAAUAUACAGUUCGUCUAUUCUAACUCCAAGUGAUAAUUAUUCCUUGUCUUCAAACAUAUACGAAUCUAGUGGAAACACUAUAGUCCUCUAUGUGUGGUUAGUACCAUCUAUGGGUUCACAUCAUCGAUUUAAAGCAAAAUUCCACUCAGACAAUCUUGCUCUUUGUGGGGGCACUUUAAGUGGUCAAAUUGGACACCUUGAAUCACCUGAACUUGAUCGUUCAUAUACAUGUAAAUGGCAAUAUAGUAUAGAUACUUCGUCUGACGAUUACUCUAAUUCAACAAAUCCUAUAGGUAAUACGAUAGUUCUAACCGUUUCUCUCAAUUCCUCAUCAAAUAGUUUUAGAUGUCUUCGGUCGGAUCCAAAAUUAAAUAUAAUAACUAAUAUAAAUAAUGCAAACAUUCUUUUCAAUAGAAAUCUUUGUCGCAAUACUAACAUUGUCUAUAGAGUGCCAACAAAUAGGAUUGACUUUACAGCGUUAAAAGGUAAAUUCGGUUUACUUUAUUUCAACCUUGAUUGGAAAACACAGCCGUGUGGUGGGGUGAUAGAGGUUAAUGAAAACCCAGUAAAUAUAUUAAAUGUUCCUGCGAAUUAUAAUGACUCUAUAGAUUGCGCCUGGAUUAUUGCUGUUCCUAUUGGCAAAAGAGUGGAAAUAACGCUGGAGGGCACUUUCCAAUUUGAAUGUGGCGAUGAAUUUAUUACAAUUAACCAGGGCACAGACGAAAUUUCGUUAACAAUUGGAGAUUAUUGUAAAAAUAAGAACCAAGACGCUCCGCUUCAAGUCAUGUAUACAGCUUUGUAUGUUCAGUACCACUCCAAACCAAGAAAUGAAACUAAAGUAAGACUUAUCGCCAAACUAGCACAAAAUAUCUGCGGUGGACACCUACUAACUUAUGAAUCUGAAUUCACAUCACCAAACUACCCUAAAAGUUACACAGAGAACCAAGAAUGCACCUGGGAAAUAAAAACAGAUUUGGGAAGUAGAGUGUCUCUUAGAUUCUUGGGGCGCUUUGCAAUCGAAGGUCAGCCUGGUUUGUGCACAAAAGAUGCUGUUAUCAUAUAUGACUGGAAAGACAAUGCCUACACUGAAAUUGCUAGGCUCUGCGGCCGAACCCCACCUCCAACAUACAAUUCUACUUUUAACCAAAUGAAGGUAAUGCUACGAACAAAUGAAAAUAUAAACCUUGAUGGUUUCCAAGCUUCGUGGUCACGAAUCUGUGGUGGAAAAUACAAUGCAACCGAAGAAGAGCAAUAUUUAUACAGUCCUGGGUAUCCACACAAUUAUUGGUCUUCUCUAAAUUGCAACUACGAAAUAUCUGCGCCAAGUCGUAAAGUUAUAGUGAAAUUUUUAGAUUUUGAGUUGGAGGGUCCCUAUCCUGAAUGCAAUAAUGAUAAUGUAACGAUAAUUGCAGAAUCUUCAUAUGCCUACAUAUUUAAUUUGUAUUGCGGGAAUGAAAUUCCGCCAAUGAUUCAUGAAGAAAAAGUAAAUAUCAAAUUUCAAACUGACAUUUUUAUUUCAAGAAGAGGCUUUAAGUUGUCAUACUGGGUGGUUCCAUGUGGAGGUGAAAUAACAUCUCCCACGGUCAUUUCUUCAGGUCCAACUGCUUAUUACGAGACCAAUUUGAAUUGUUCGUGGAAAAUAACCGCACCGAAAAACAAAAUCAUUGUUUUAGAUUUUAAAAUGUUUGAUUUAGAGAAUAAUGAAGAGUGCUACAACGAUUAUGUAGCAGUUUAUAACGGCUUAGAGACCGAUGAUAGUAAACGUUUAGCUCUCUUGUGCGGACACUUAACUUCGAAUGAUUCCAGCUUAGUUAUUAAAAGUUCAAAUAAUACUAUGCUCUUGGAAUUUAUAACAGAUAGCAGUGUUACCGGAAAAGGAUUCAAAGCUGAUGUAUCCUUUACAUACUCAGAAUCGGUAGGUUGUGGUGGUCAUAUUGAUUUGACAUCAUCCACUGUCUUAAAAUCACCUUUUAUCAAUUCUCUAUUUGUUUACGAAAAUUUCCUAGAUUGUGUCUGGACAGUAGUCGCCCCAGUUGAUCGUAUCAUCAAAGUCCAUUUCACAUCAUUCCAUAUAGCUCCCUGUGAAGGUGUAAAUCAAACUGCCAUAGGAUAUAAUAAUUGCGAUUGUGAUUUUGUUGAAAUUAAAGAUGGCAUCAAUCCGGAAAGUGCUAUAAUUAACAAAUACUGUGGCUACAACCUGCCAGCAGACAUAGUGACUUCGGGGAACACGUUGAGCGUGAGACUACAUACUGAUGGAGAAAUAUCUAGCACAGGGUUUGAGGCAUCGCUUAGUGUUUUACAAUCAAUUUGCGGUCAAUCGAAUUAUAACGUCACUGAAAAAGCUGUUACAAUUCGAUCUCCAGGCUAUGAACAAGGGUCGGUACCCCGCGGUGUGAACUGUGUUUAUAACCUUCAAGUUCCUAAUCAAAUUUACCAAACUAUACUUCUUCGGAUCAAGGGAUUAGACCUUCAACCAGGUGUGAUGGAUGCGAACCAAUGCGAUCGAGAUAAACUGAUUAUAUCUGAAACAAAAAACGCAAGAAAUCUUUCCCUUGGAAAAGAUUAUUUGUUGAAUAGUGAUACCGCGUACUAUUUCGACACAGCAUAUCUAUUCGAUUCGACUACCACUCCAACAAAACACACGUAUUGUGGAAAACAGAAAAUCAUAGAGUUUUAUAUGACAGGACGAGUAACCAUCACCCUGCAAACAUAUCCAGAGUCUGAUUCAUACAGCCAUAAAGGAUUUGAAAUAGAAGCCUUACAAAGCGGUUACUGUAGUGAAAACUAUACCGAACCUUAUGGUAGAGUGAGAUCUAAUGACGAUAAUUAUUAUAUUAGUGACAACCGGAAAGAUUGUUACACAUUAAUCACGGCUCCUGAAAAUCGUACAGUAUCUGUAUACUUUUUAAGAUAUGGUCCAACGUACUGGAACGAUGAUAUGUACUUAGAAAUCCACGACGGUAAUAGUACAUCAGCGAAAUCUUUGAAGAAAUUGGAUACUAAUUUCAAUGACAUAUUGGCUGCGUUUUCUACUGGGAGAUAUAUGUUAAUACACAACCACGUGGCGGAUAACGGUUAUUUCAGUUAUGAUCUAACGUACGUAACCACUGAUAAAGGACCAGGAUGCGGUGGGAGCUUGCACAGUGAUGUAGGAAGAAUCACGAGUCCAUUUUACCCUAAUAUAUAUCGGCAGAAGGCGACUUGUGAGUGGGAAUUGGAGACGCCGCCGCAGUCACGUCUCCAUCUGCGCUUUAGUGUGUUCGAUCUGAGCGCAGUGUGCGAUCAGGUGUACCUGCAAUUGGUCGACAGGAAGGGCCGGGUCAUCUCCUCAUACUGCACCGAGACCCCGGCUGACUACACCAGCGAGGACAAUUAUGUCAAAAUAGUAUUUGUUACCACUAUGAACAAUGGUGGCACUGGUUGGGUUGCAGAGUUUAUAGCUACGACGCAUUAGUUGGAUUC